Molecule: messenger RNA, 935 nt
Organism: Ochotona curzoniae (black-lipped pika)
Lineage: Eukaryota; Metazoa; Chordata; Mammalia; Lagomorpha; Ochotonidae
Product: GLIPR1-like protein 1
Exons: 6
Coding region: 130-864 (244 amino acids)
Cellular component (GO): extracellular region
Source: RefSeq, a predicted model, not a curated record
UCCCCGCGCUGGGCUCGAGCCCAGGCAGGAGGAUGGAGCCGAGGGAGAGAGCGUGGUCCCCGGGCCGGGGAAUUAGGGCUGCCGAGCCGUUACCGGUCUGCGCAGCGUGGGCAAGCUCCGCGUUUUUCCAUGACUCUGAAGAGGAACUUUGGCUGCUUGUGGGCCUUAAGUCUGUACCUGGUAACCACUGACUCUUUGACCAUCCCGUCCAUCAGCGACCCGCGCUUUAUAGAGGAGUGCAUCGCAGCCCACAACGAAUGGCGAGGCAGAGUCCGGCCCCCCGCCGCCAACAUGAAAUACAUGGUGUGGGAAGAUGGUUUAGCAAAGAUGGCCAGAGCAUGGGCAAACAAGUGCCAAUUUAAGCAUAACGCCUGUUUAAACAUCCCAUAUGAAUGCUAUGAAAAUUAUCAAUUUGUUGGCGAAAAUAUCUGGUUAGGUGAAUCGAAAGUGUUUUCACCAAGGGACGCUGUUAUUGCUUGGUUUAAUGAAUCGAACUUUUAUGAUUUUGAUAGUAUAUCAUGUACUAAAGUUUGUGGCCAUUACACACAGGUAGUUUGGGCCAGUUCGCAUAGAGUUGGUUGUGCAGUUAAAAUUUGCCCUAACCUUGGAAAAGGUUCUACUGCAAUAUUUGUCUGUAACUAUGGACCUGCAGGAAAUUAUCCAAAUCAACACCCCUACAAAAAAGGAACCUCCUGUUCUCAGUGUUCAGAGAGAGAGAGAUGCGUAAAGAAGCUCUGCCAAAUUCCACAAAUUGUGCCUGACAGUGUGAAUGUGAAUUUAGGUGACAGUCCAAGGGGUGGAGCGUCACAGGAAGCAGCAUGCAACCUACUGAGCCUUGGCAUGCUCCUUCACAGAAUGGUUUAACAUGACAAGAAAGAAACAAUUCACAACUAAAUAACACUCAAGAGCACUUUAUCUAUUAAAUAUUCUAUACU